UUGCUAGCUAUAUUAUUCAUAGUAGCGAUUAUUUUCAUUCUGGCUCAUUGCGUCAUCAACAUUCUAAUUCCGUGGUUUAAAGAACACCGAAAAAUGUCAGAAGCCGUGAAAGAUGUGGGAUGCGCAAAAAGGCAUUGGUUUUUCGGCCACAUUCGUAAACUUACUCCGAAUGAAGCAGGUAUGCGCCGAAUGGUGAAAUGGAUGAAAAAAUUCCCAAAAGUUACUCUGAAUUGGUUUGGACCAUUUACUUUCGUUCUUUCAACGUACCACCCUGAUAUCAUAAAACCAGUAUUGGGCAGUGACACUCCUAAAGAUAAUGUAUCUUAUCGUUUUAUGAGGCCUUGGAUUGGUGAUGGAUUAUUAACAAGUUAUGGCGACAAGUGGAAACGAAAUCGUCGUCUGCUCACCCCGGCAUUUCAUUUUGAUAUUUUGAAACGGUAUCUUGUGUGUUUUAACGAUUCUGUUGCCGAGCUUAUUAAAAAAUGGUCAACUUCAAGUGAAAAUUGUGUGAGUGUAGAAUUGUUCACCGAUAUCAGUGCAAUGACGUUAGACAAUUUGCUACAAUGUAUUCUAUCCAAAAAAUCUGGAUGUCAAAGCGGAAAAAGCAUGGAAUAUCUUAACGCUAUAAAAUGCAUAACAGAGGGCGUUGUUGGCCGACUUCGAAACCCAUUAUACCAUUUCGAUUUAAUUUUCUACUUAUCGCCAGCGGGGAAAAAGUUUAAAGAAGCUUGCAAAACUGUUCAUUCUUUUUCGAGUGCUGCAAUAAAUGAAAGAAAAUCUUCUUUGAAGCAUGGGAACGAAAGAGAUUCAACCGACGAUACUACGAAGUUGGAUUUUUUAGAUAUUAUGCUGCUAGCAAAAGAUGAUAAUGGAAUAGGUAUGUCACACCAAGAAAUAUGUGAUGAAGUUGAUACCUUCGUAUUUGAAGGGCAUGAUACAGUGUCAAGUGGAAUAUGUUGGAUAAUUUAUAAUUUGGCAACUAAUCCAGAACAUCAAGAAAUUUGUAGGAAUGAGGUAUUUGAAGUACUUGGUGAACAACAAAGAGUUAAGUAUGAAAACUUGUUUAAAUUCAAGUACCUCACGAUGUGUAUUAAAGAAAGCAUGAGACUUCAUCCACCAGUACCGUCGGUUGGUAGAAAAAUGAACAAACCAUUUUUCUUUUCUAAUGGAUUUGGACCUGACCAAUACAACACGAAUUCGUCUGAGAGUUCGGGACCGGAAUCUUCUAAGAUUAUUCACACUAACACACUCAUCGGGGUCUCCAUUUACAGACUACAUCGCAAUCCUUGCAUUUGGAGCAAUCCAGAGGUUUUUGAUCCUGAGAGAUUCACUCCAGAAAAUAGAUCUAAGCGAUCUUCUCAUGCAUAUGUGCCGUUUUCCGCAGGAUCACGAAAUUGCAUUGGACAAAAUUUUGCAAUGAAUGAAAUGAAAGUUACUCUUGCAUUAGCACUUCAAAGAUUUCGUUUCUCCCUGGAUGAAACCUACCCAAAACCAGCUGUCCAGCCACAGCUUGUCUUGCGAUCAACCACGGGUAUCCAUGUAAAGCUAGAAAAGUUGGAAUAAUCUAGAAGCGACAAAUGGACUACUUGAUAUAACAUGGCUUAGUAAGAUGAUAACGAUAAGAUGCUUUAGGCUUAUGACUAAUCGCUACAUCAACUCUGUACAUUUCAAAUCUUUCAAUCGUGUAAGAUGUAUAUUGAAGAUAUUUUGAUCAUACCCGUGAAAAAUUACCUCAUUCCAAUGAAAAGAUGAUAAUUUUCCUGUUUAUA
Messenger RNA from Styela clava, 1769 nucleotides. Lineage: Eukaryota; Metazoa; Chordata; Ascidiacea; Stolidobranchia; Styelidae. The record is from RefSeq and is a predicted model, not a curated record.